GUUCUGGUCUCGCUCCAGCCUCCCCUGGGUGACCUUCGAGUGGCUGAUGGUCCUUUUAGUCACCUGGGCAUUGCAUGCAGCUGGGAUGGAGACUGGCUGUACCUGGUCUCAUGUUCUGGAUCAUGGAAUUUGAGCAAAAUGGAGAAAGAGCCCCUUGUUAUUAUUCUCCAGUUCUCCAGGAUGGUGUCCCGCAAGGCCGUGGCCAUUCUGCUAGUGGUGCACGCGGCCACCAUGCUGGCUUCUCAAACGGAAGCCUUCAUUCCCAUCUUCACCUACCACGAACUCCAGAAAAUGCAGGAAAAGGAACGGAGCAACAGGCAAAAGAAAUUCCCGAACAUCUGGCAGAGGUCUGAGAAAGAGGAGCCCAGUGAGGAAGAAGAAGAAAACUUCACAAUCCAGCUGACUGCUCCUGUGGAAAUUGGAAUGAGGAUGAACUCCAGGCAGCUGGAAAAGUACCGGGCCGCCCAGGAAGGGCUGCGGAGGGAGGCACUGCCGCCCACCCAGCCCCGUAAGCUCUGCGGCCACACCUCAUGGCUUGAGGAGGGCUCUCUGUGGCGCGGGCCUCUGUCCACCCUGGUGUUAAUAUUCUAAGAAGCAUUUGAGCAGGA
Perognathus longimembris pacificus (Pacific pocket mouse) is the source of this 608-nucleotide messenger RNA. RefSeq names its product motilin (gene Mln). The coding region runs from base 139 to 591 and encodes 150 amino acids. Gene Ontology annotation, cellular component: extracellular region. Lineage: Eukaryota; Metazoa; Chordata; Mammalia; Rodentia; Heteromyidae. The record is from RefSeq and is a predicted model, not a curated record. The transcript has 4 exons. Gene Ontology annotation, molecular function: motilin receptor binding; hormone activity.